Molecule: messenger RNA, 519 nt
Organism: Gilbertella persicaria
Lineage: Eukaryota; Fungi; Mucoromycota; Mucoromycetes; Mucorales; Choanephoraceae
Product: UPF0014 family
Exons: 2
Coding region: 1-519 (172 amino acids)
Source: RefSeq, a predicted model, not a curated record
AUGCUCGCGAUUUUGUUCAUCAGUAAUCUGCUGAUAACAUACGUCGGAACAGCAUUUGUGUUGAAGUCAGAUCCUUUCUGGGAUCCUCCUACUUUUAUACCCAUUAUUGGUAUGCUCUUAGGUAACUCGAUGGGCAGUGUCGCUAUGGCCAUUGAGCGCUGUUUGGACCAGUUUAGUACACAUGCACCCAUGCUUGAAACACGUCUUUCUUUUGGUGCUUCAAGAUAUGAAGCUUCUUUACCGCUGGCGGUAGAUGCUAUUCGUGUCGCUUUGCUUCCUGUUAUUACUCAAUUAAGUGUCAUGGGAAUGAUUAACAUUCCUGGUAUGAUGACAGGUCAGAUUAUGGCUGGUACGCCCAUGAUGGAAGCUGUUAUUUAUCAGCAAUGCAUCAUGUUCAUGGUUGCUGCCAGUAGUACAUUGGGUGUCGUUAUGUCUGUAGCUGUAAGUAACAACAAACUAGUUUUUUUUUCUGACUUUUUUUUUUUUUUUUUGAUAGGCGUGUAUGUCUGUACUUAUUGA